AUGAGUCCUGCAGCCGUCGAAACUGAGUCUGCUUCCCACGAUGCGGUCCCCAAGCAGCGCCGCUUUGGUACUUUCGACGUCCCUGAUGUCGCCACGAAACGUAUGGAAAAGGCAGGAAUAGAUCUUAGCCAGGGUUAUCCUGAGUACCCGGCCGAACUCAAGACGUUCAAGGAUAUUCACAAUCUACAGCCAGGACCUAUAGAGUUUUCUGACCCCGGUGCCCGCGCUGACCGUGAGAAGAAAGCUCUCUUCGGCGCCGCGAAGGAAGUGCGCCAUUUGACUUACUAUUGCGGAACUGAGAUCGUGGGUCUGCAGCUCAAGGACUUGACACCCACGCAACUAGAUGAGCUGGCUCUCUUGGUUGCUGAGAGAAAUGUUGUCUUUUUCCGUGAUCAGGAUCUUUCGCCCCAACAGCAAAGGGACGUCACAGGACACUUCGGGCCUAUCUUCUGUCAAGGUCCUCACGUACCUGGCGUUCCGGAAGCUUCUGUCAUCUGGUCACAAUUCUUUGCAAGCCAUAUUCGCAAGCCGACCUUCAGAACACCAUUCCAAGGAUGGCAUACUGACAUUGUCCACCUGAAGCAAAACUUCGGAAUCACCCAUCUCCAUUACGACACCGUCCCUCCUUAUGGAGGUGACAUCCUCUGGGCCAGCGGAUACGCCGCUUACAACAAACUGUCACCCUCCUUCAGAGACUUUAUCGACGGCAAAAUGGCAGUCAUGAGGUCAGGAGACCCCUACAUAGACGAAAACGACCCCGGUGCCGGUCCUAAAUAUGUGGAAAAAAUUCACCCGAUAGUUCGAGUUCACCCUGCCACAGGCUGGAAGUGCCUUUAUGUAAACGGCCCGUGGGUUCUGAGAAUCCUAGGGUUGGAGAAGGCCGAAAGUGACAUGUGUCGAUGGCACUGGACCCCAGGAACUUCCGCACUUUGGGACAAUAGGUGUACAUUGCACAAUGCUAGUUGGGAUUAUGAGAAUCGCGUGACUCGCCAUGGUACCCGAGUUGCCACCAUCGCAGAGGCGCCCUACUUUGACCCGAAGGCUAAAUCGAUGAGAGAAGAUCUGGGCCUUGAGGAUUAA
Messenger RNA from Talaromyces stipitatus ATCC 10500, 1080 nucleotides. RefSeq names its product alpha-ketoglutarate-dependent sulfonate dioxygenase, putative. The transcript has 5 exons. Bases 1 to 1080 code for a protein of 359 amino acids. Gene Ontology annotation, molecular function: 2-oxoglutarate-dependent dioxygenase activity. Gene Ontology annotation, cellular component: cytoplasm. The record is from RefSeq and is a predicted model, not a curated record. Lineage: Eukaryota; Fungi; Ascomycota; Eurotiomycetes; Eurotiales; Trichocomaceae.